AUGGAAGGAAAUGCUACUACUUUCUUCUCCACUGUUAAUUUGGUGAAAACAAUCGUGGGAGCUGGAAUGCUGGCCAUUCCCUUCGCUUUCAGAAAUUUCGGGGUUUUAGUAGGUGUUAUUUUGACUCUGUUUGCAUCUGUAACAUCGGGCUUUGGGCUCUUCGUCCUCGCUAAAUGCUCUAAGACUUUAAAGGAUCCUAGAAGCUCGUCGUUCUUCACCUUGUGUUCCAUUACGUACCCUUCGCUUUCCCUGCUUUUCGAUUUCUCGAUGUUCAUUCAGUGUUAUGGAACAAACUUGAGCUAUUUGAUCUUAGUCGGAGACUUGUUUCCAGGAAUUGUAGGUGGCACCCGGGAGGGCUGGAUCUUAGGGAGCUCGGUGGUCAUUCUUCCGCUGGUUUUGGUCAAAAAACUAGAUAGUUUGAAGUAUUCCAGUAUACUGGGUCUCUUCGCCAUUGCCUAUAUGGUUGGUCUGGUUGCGGGAUCCUUCAUGGAAAAUGUGCUUCUUACUGACGGUUACAAAACAAUUAGGGGGGAGGUUUCAUGGAUUCGUGUUUACGAUCUAAAGGGCCUAAUAAGUACCUUCUCCAUUGUCAUUUUCGCUUACACGGGCUCCAUGAACAUCUUCAGCAUCGUUAACGAAUUGAGGGAUAACAGCAUGAAGAAUAUCAACAAGGUUAUCAUCACAACUAUGAGUACCUCCUCGGUUUUAUUUCUGAUUGUGGGACUUUGCGGAUACUUGACCUUUGGCAGCAAUGUUGUAGGAAACAUCAUGCUAAAUUAUGACCAAGACUCGACAUUCACCAAGGUAGGACAACUGUGCCUCGGUGUAAUGGUAACUUUGUCCUUCCCACUCUUGUUUCAUCCAUCCCGUGUCGCCGCAAACAACAUGAUCUACUGGAUAAUGUUGAAUUUUGGCAAGUGCGAAGAUCACAAUGCCCCCCAUCACGAGCACACUCACACUGCCACACCAAUAUCAAUGAACAUCGAAGAGGAAGAGGAUCGCUUGGUGCUGGGAAAUGACAAUGGUUAUUAUUCUACUACAAGUCAUGAUGCUGACGAAGAAUUGCAGCAGACCCGCUCUUUACAAGCAGCUGGAGCUGUGCCUUUCCCCGAUUUCCGCUUUUACCUCAUUACAACCAUUAUGAUAUUCUCACUCUAUCUUUUAGCAUUGAACGUCAAGUCUUUUGCUCUUGUCCUGGGUGUCGUUGGUGCAACUGGUUCAACGGCUAUCUCCUUCACAUUACCCGGGCUAUUCGGAUACAAACUAAUUGGAUCAGAAGCUGCUAGAAAUGGAAAGUUGAUGUCUAAGUCAGAUCAAUUCUUCAAAUUCUUCAGCUUGCUGCUAACGAUCUAUGGGAUUAUUGUCAUGUGUUUAUCUCUUUACGUCACCUUGAAGUUUGGCCCUUGA
This is a messenger RNA of Lachancea dasiensis, 1407 nucleotides long. Lineage: Eukaryota; Fungi; Ascomycota; Saccharomycetes; Saccharomycetales; Saccharomycetaceae. The record is from the annotation of a GenBank genome assembly.